UUUCCAUAACUAUUUAUAGGUAUGGCAAUUUAUUUAUAGUGAAAAUCAUUUAUACUUUCAGUAAUUUCAUGCCGUUGAGUUUACUGGAGCGCAAUCAGCGAAGGAUACUGUUUCCCUUGCACGUAACAUGACGCAGUAAUACAAGGAGACGAGUGAGAGGUGGCAGGACACGCAGGGAGCUACUAGACAAUCUUGAUUGGCGGAAUCCAACUAGGAAAACAUGGCAACAAUCUGGGAUGAUCUACAGUUCCUUUCCCUUGAUGGUGAUGAGUUGGAUGAUGUGUUUGAACCACCAUCUCCUACUUCCCUGAAGAUGAAGUCUCAGGAGUGUAGGAUGUCAGAUGCAACUAGCAACUAUAUGCAUGGGUGUAUGACAGGCAGCCCCACCAACAGUGUCAGCCACAUUGGGACAGUUUGCCCGGAAAUGGUUACACUUCAUUCGCUAAGCAGUGGACAGGACUCAGGCUAUGCCCCAUCCCCAUCAUCAUUUCACUCCUUUACAUCAUCCAGUGAUGAGGAUGAGUCUACUGACCUACCUGGGAGAUCUUGUCCAGGGAUCACUCCACCGAUAGCAAUUCCCCCAUGUUUCCGUUCAUCUCAGAGGCAUAAAAUAAGCCGUCAUUCCCGGCAAGAGACCUUUCACAAAGCUGCUCAGAACCCUGCGUCAAUAAGACGAGACAGGUCAAAGUCUUGCCCUGCCACUUCACGAGCUUCAGUACUGCAGCGCCUUCCAGUGUCCUUAAGACGUACAUUCACUCCUGUGCCAACUCAUGGGAGCUCUUGCUUUAUACCAACAGGAGACACUAAUAGACAGUGUCUGCUGAUGUCUUCCCACAGAACAGAAAGCACCAUCAUACAGGAUCCCAAGGAUCUGAGCAAGGAAGGGGGGACCUUUGGCCACCAGUGUCGUGUGUUGGUGUUGGCACUACCAGACCUUGUGGUAGAGAGUGGGAAAGAGUCCCCAGAUUCCAACAUCCAGCUGUCUCCAACUCCAGCUUGCUCCAGCAGGUCACGAGCAUUCUCUUGUGAGGUAACCCUUGCUGAGGAGGUUGGGCGGAAGCUGCGGUGGAUUGCUGAUUCUUUUUCAGCAAAAAAAACACAGUCAUCACCUGUCCACCUUCAGUGAACAGUAAUGGAAACAGCAGAUGGUAAGAUGGCACUCUUUCUGCAUCAGUGAAGUAUCAUCAUUGGGUUCAUCUGCUCCACAAGGAGGCUAUGCAUCAUGAGUGGCCUCCACUUCCAGUCCUCAAGAAAAUGUAUUACCACUGAGUUUCAUUUGUUUGCCUAGAAAAUGGACAACCAUUCAUCAAUGCUUUUGUUGUUAUUGUUAAUGAGACUUAAUGAGACUACUUCUUUUAGUAGAUCUUCAUUUAAAAAUACUGUUGGGAAAAUAUUAAGAUAUUAUGUAAUAGUUUAUUUAACUAUUUGCUCAUACAGUUCAUUGGAUUGCAGAGAAGGAAAGUUUUUUUUUUUUUUUUUUUGGUAUUGAUUACCCAAUUUUGAAAAUGUGCUUAUUUAAUUUCAUUAAUACAUUGCAUUCUUGAAAAUAAUGUAUUGGAUAUGUCAGUCUUAAUUGUGUAAAGAGUAUGUUGUGAAGAAGAAAUUGGCAUGCAUAAAGGAAGCAACUCUAAGGAAAGAGAAAACAAGGGUGUAUUUUUUUGUAGCAUUACAUGGGAGGUGUAAUGUUAGAUGGUAUUUUCUGAUAACAGCUCUGAAAGCAUUGGUAAGUGUUAAUGGAGAGCUUUCUAUCAUGUUAUGAAAUAUGGAAAUGUCAAAUAUAAAAUAAAUAAUAUUAAUUUCUCCAUGAUCUAAGAUGGGAAUGCCAUUUUCUCAGACUUCUAAUUUGCAGUUUGAUAUUGACUAUUUUUAAUCACCUUAGAAUAGGUAAACUAGACUUUGUAAAUGAAUUAUAUUCCUUAUUUGUAAUAAAAAAUUCAUAAAUUUUUGUAAAUCAUGAAUUUGAUUUUUUUUUUUUUUUUUACAUUAUUUAAUAUUUUUGUUGAAUUUUUUUACUAAUGCUAAUUCUGUAUGAAUAGAUUGGUGCAUUGGAGAAUUCAUUUGAUUUGUUAAUUCAUACAUUUAUAUUUUGAAGAUUUGUAAAUUAUGAAUACCUUGUAUUAACUUCAUGUCAAAAGCAGAGCUUUCAGCACUUCCAGAUGAUUGUUGAGUGUAUUUUAAAAUACUUACACAUUAUUGUCCUUAGUGUUAUUUUGUGUUUAGGCAUUGUAUAAAGAUAGAUGUUGACUUGUAUUGAAAGCAGAAAAGAGUUGAUUUCAUAUUCCUUACUUCCUCUGUGUUGGUCUCUGCUACUGUUGCUUCAUCAUCAUCAUGACAUCACCAUUGCCUUCCCCAAAAAUCUGCUUCAAACUUGAUGGAAUUUUGAGAAAUUUCAUACACACUGUUUAGUUAAGCAACAGUUUUGUUUACUGAACCAUCCCAGAGAAUGUUUAUACUAUCUGUCAAUCUUCUGAAGGCCUUGUACUCGUUUUGAUGUUCUGCUUCAUGUAGGUGUUGACUUACCAGAAGAGGUUGAUUGGAGGGAUGCCCACUAACACUGGUGUUCACUAUCAUAGAGUGGAGAGUGUGAUAGCAGCAGUGAUAACUAUCGGUGUAUUGGUCGUGUUUUAUGAAAUUAACAUUUUUCUCUAUA
This is a messenger RNA of Scylla paramamosain (green mud crab), 2650 nucleotides long. RefSeq lists its product as uncharacterized. NCBI's taxonomy places the organism in Eukaryota, Metazoa, Arthropoda, Malacostraca, Decapoda, Portunidae. The record is from RefSeq and is a predicted model, not a curated record. The transcript is spliced from 5 exons. Bases 221 to 1126 code for a protein of 301 amino acids.